This is a messenger RNA of Ornithorhynchus anatinus (platypus), 4961 nucleotides long. It is a transcript of the gene NRIP1, whose product is annotated as nuclear receptor interacting protein 1. Gene Ontology annotation, molecular function: signaling receptor binding; transcription coregulator activity. Gene Ontology annotation, cellular component: nucleus. The transcript is spliced from 3 exons. The record is from RefSeq and is a predicted model, not a curated record. Lineage: Eukaryota; Metazoa; Chordata; Mammalia; Monotremata; Ornithorhynchidae. Gene Ontology annotation, biological process: regulation of transcription by RNA polymerase II. The coding region runs from base 992 to 4483 and encodes 1163 amino acids.
GCGGGCGAGGCUUUGAAAGUCAGUCUCCCAGCCAUUGCAGCAGAGCCCCGGCCUGGGAGGAGAGGCCGGCGGGGGGGACGGACGGACAGAGAACGGAUCAGACGGACAGAGGGACGGACGGAGGGAAGGAGGAGGAGGAGGAGACGGUGGUGGUGGUGACGACGUCGGUCGGUCCGAGCUUUGUUGGAAACACGCACGCACCGGCAGCCCCGCACAGGCAGGCCGGCGGACGGACAGACGGACAGGCAGAAAAGCAGGCAGGGAAAAGGAGGGAGGCCAGCGGCCCAUCCCCAACUUGCUUUCCAGCCGGAGCCGGCCAGGGCCGGCUGCUCGCCCCAUCGCCGCCGUUUGAGGCCCCCCGGCCAUCUCCCCCCAGGGAGGGGCGGCGGGGGUAGGGGGGCGGAUUGGGGACAGGGGCUCCUUCCCCAAUUUUUCAGCAGAAAGGAAGAGGGUUUUUUUUUUUUUCUCUAGGAGGGGUUGUUUGCUUUCCCAAAAGGGGAGGGGGGAGGAGGAGGGACGGGCCGGAGCCUCGCCGCGAGGGGCGGCCAGACCGAAGGACCCCCGGACCCCCGCCCACCCCUUGUCCGGAUCCAUUGGGAUUGCAAAGACCCACAUCGAUGAGUUUGUUGCCUCCAGUAAGAGCGACUCGCUUCCCGGCAUCCUGUCUUUUGGCCCCUGGGAGAGAAGUCAGCUGGCAGGAAUCUGACGGGAGUGAAGUGGAAAAGAAGAUGAAGGACAGGUUCCCCUUCCCUGGAUGAAGGUGACAGUUGCCACUACUGAUCAGCUUGGGAGCCCGGUUGCUAAAUUGCUGUUAACCUAUCUGUGGCCAGAAAAUCCCCAGGCCGGAAUGUUCCCACUGCUCUCCACCUGACCUGUGUGGACAGCGAGAACCCAGCCCUCGUUGCUUAAAGCUCCAUCUCAUUUGCUGAGCAAAAUCCAGUCUUCAAGUGACUAACUAGAAACCCAGCCUUUGUGAAUACUUUUGUUGAACAUGACUCAUGGAGAAGAGCUUGGCUCUGAUAUGCACCAGGAUUCUAUCGUUUUAACUUACCUAGAGGGAUUACUAAUGCAUCAGGCCACGGGAGGAUCCAGUCCUGCAGUUGACCACACGUCUACAGGGCCCAGUGGAGACGAUCAAAACUUUAAGAUUUCUGGAAAUCUGUUUCCCACCUGUCAGAGUAAUGGUCCGUCUCCCAACCCCACCAGUUCUUAUCAGGGAUCGGGCAUGCUGCAUCUCAAAAAAGCAAGACUGCUGCAGUCUUCUGAGGACUGGAAUGCAGCAAAGAGGAGGCGCCUGUCUGAUUCUAUCGUGGACCUGAACGUCAAAAAGGAAGCCUUGCUGGCUGGCAUGGUUGAAAAUGUGCCUAAAGGCAAACAGGAUAGCACAUUACUUGCCUCUUUGCUUCAGUCAUUCAGCUCCAGGCUGCAGAGUGUUGCUCUGUCUCAACAGAUUAGACAGAGCCUCAGGGAGCAAGGGUAUUCCCUCAGCCACGAUCCUUUAAAAGUGGAGAAGGAUUUGAGGUGCUACGGGGUGGCCUCCAGCCACUUAAAGACCCUGCUGAAAAAAAGCAAAGCGAAAGAUCAGAAGCCUGAAGCCCAACUCUCUGAUAUCACCAAGACCCUGGUGAAAGACCGCUUUAUAGAGGCUCCCCACCCCGGGCAAAAUGGUGCCAAGGUCAUGAACGAGCCCCUGUCCUGCGCUGCCAGGCUGCAAGCAGUGGCAAGCAUGGUUGAGAAACGGGCCAGCCCCACACCAUCCCCCAAGCCCAGUGUGGCCUGCAGCCAGUUGGCUCUGCUCCUUUCCAGCGAAGCUCACCUGCAGCAAUACUCUCGGGAGCAUGCUCUGAAAGCCCAGAAUGCCAACCAGGUGGCCAGUGAAAGGCUAGCGGCCAUGGCCCGGUUACAAGAAAGUGGCCAGAAGGAGCAGAGCCCCUUUCCGAUAGCCAAAGGGAUGCCAGGCCACCUCAACGGUCACCCUCGGACUCCCCCCUCCAAGGCCGUCCCAGGCAAAAUUAGCGCGGCCCCGUUUCCGAAUCCAGUGGGCGUCCUUCAUUCCCCCCCUAAGAGCGGGGGCUACAAGAGCCCUUUGGAGAGAAACCACCUCAAGCAACCAGCCAACAACAGCUUGCUUCUGCAUCUCCUCAAGAGCCAGAGUGUAGCCAAACCAACUAACGGCCACGACCAGGCGGAGAGGAGCAGCAUGUUUGAGGAUGGCAGCACGCCCACCACCCUCGACGAGUGCUCGGACCACAACCCGAGUUUCACUGAAGAUGACAGCAGCGGGGACGAGAGCUCUCACUCCAACUGCGUCCCCAUAGACCUGUCCUUCAAGCACCGGGUUGAAAAACCCGACUCCGCUCAGGCCACCUCUCUGGAGAACUUGACUCAAUCCUUACUCAACACCUGGGACCCCAAGGUUCCAGGAUUGGAGAUCAAAGAAGACCGAGACCCUGCCAAGAACGCGAAACUGAAUCCACACCAGAAAGUCACGCUUCUUCAACUGUUACUCGGUCACAAGACCGAAGAAAGCCCAGAGAGGAAGGCCGACCCUCAGGGAUCCCCCGGGACUGCCGACCUGCCAAAAUUCAGCGUCCCGACCAAGAGGACUCCUGUUACAGAAAGCCCCAGUGUCCAUCGAGCUACUCCACUGAACACUCCGCCCUUACUCACGUCCCCGAGCCCAGGUUCUCCCAUAAACCUCUCCCAACAUUCUUUUGUCACCAAGCGGAACUCUCCCCCCUAUACUUGCCACAUACAACCCGAGAGGCUGAUGACUCCGGCAUCUAAACACUUGGUAGACCUGACAAAAAGCAAGGAGCUGCAAGGAACCAAACCCAUCCGGAAUGAGAGCUCCCCAAACCCGGCGACUUUCAGUGCCAGCAAGCUGUUACAGAAUUUAGCUCAGUGCGGGAUGCAGUCUUCCAUGUCCGGGGAAGAGCAGAGAACCAGUAAACAGCUGCUAAAUGUGAAUGCGGAUAAGCCCGUAGGUUUGAUCGAUAGGUUGAACAGUCCACUCCUCCCGAACAAAUCCCUGGAGGAAGCCGGCAAAGUGUUCAACAGUCAGCUUGCCUCUUCCGAACCAGGACUUUCAGGUUCUGAAAUAGAAAACCUGCUCGAAAGGCGCACCGUCCUUCAGCUGCUCCUCGGGAACUCCAACAAAGGGAAGAAUGAGAAGAAGGAGAGAAUAAUCUCCUCGAGAGCCGAGAGCCCCCCUGAACCGACAGACAGGCCUUUGAGCGAGCAGAUAUUGACGGUGAAAAUAAAAACAGAACCGGGCGAAGACCUACACGUCAUUCAUCCCGCACCCGCACACCCCGUCCGAGAUGGCCCCACCAACACCUUCCUAGGAAUGGCUCCGGCAGUGCAGAGAAGUGCGGCGGCCUCCCCAGCGUCGGAGGACUUUAAGUUGGAGCCCUUGUCACCUCAGGAUUUCUCCUUCUCCAAGAAUGGUUUGUUAAGUCGUCUGCUGAGGCAGAAUCAGGACAGCUACGCCUCGGACGACCUGGACCGAAGUCACCGUCCCGGCGAACUGACGCUUUUAGAGCCGAGGAGCCUGUGCACCGUUCCGAAGAAGAGGAAGCUGCAACCCGAGCCUGGAGAAAGCCCCCUCAGAAAGACGAAAGGCCCCACUUCCGAUGUGACAAACCAUCCCCGCCCUUCCACAGAGCCCCCCCAUUACGGGCCCACAUCCCACCAGGAUGAGGUGAAAUUGAGCAGAAGCGAACUCGAGCCGAAAUAUUUGGCUGCGCCUGGCUCGAGUACCGAAAGCGAUAACCGGAGCUGGCCAAGAGACAGCAAAGGCUUCAAUGUGUUGAAACAGCUGCUCCUUUCAGAAAACUGCGUGCGGGAUCUGUCGCAGCCGCGGGGUGGCGCAGUACCCGAGGGUAAAAGGAAAGGAGCCAGGAGUGGCGGCCCCAACGGCAAACCCGAGUUCAGCAUGGCACCUUUAAAUGGGCUAAUGGGCGCCCCCCCUCAGGCCAACAGCUGUGUAGAGAACCGAACAUUUCAAUACCCUGUGGCCGUCCAGAGUCCCACCAGCUUGCCCUUCCAUGAACACUUGGGCUGUUCGGCCCCUAGGCAAGAGUCCGGACAGCUCAGCGUGUGCCCCGUCCCUGGCGACAAGGGUCCCAUCCGGUGGGUUAUUACAGGAGUGGACAAGAGCGAUUAUGAGAAAGACUCCCCAAGACUGACCAAAACCAACCCGAUCCUCUAUUACAUGCUCCAGAAAGGAGGGAAUUCCACCUGCAGCCAGGAAGUGCCCGACAAGGACAUGUGGAACGAGUCCCCGUUUGCAGAGAGCCCCGCCCAGAUGGCGAUCAAAGAGGAGUUUCUCCCUGGAGCGGAAACGAAAGCCCCUUUCCUGAACUUGAGGGGCCCUUAUGGUAGCCCCCUGGGCAGCAAAGCCCCCCGUCCCCACAACACGAAUGGAGAGAUAUACGGACUACUAGAGAAGGUGCUGACGAUAAAGAAAGAAGCAGAGUAAAAUAUUCUCACCACGUGGCGUUCGUAAAACUAAUCGGGACGAACGUGAAUCCUGUAUAAAUAAGAGCAUGAUUUGAGAAAAGCAUGGUCUAACUGACACUGUUUUCUUUGGAAAAUUAAUGGGUUUCUGGUGAUGUUGUUUAAAUUACCCAUAGCUACUUUUUGCUUUAUGUUAGAUGUCUCAAGGAAACUACCGAACUGGCGAUUUGGCUGUAUGACCCAUCUUUCUGUAGGCAUCAGCCCUCUGCUAGGAAUAUUCUCUGCAAGAGGCUUUUGGGGGAUCCACCACUUCUAGGCCAAAAUUGAACUAAAAACUUUUCAUUUGGGAGGGAUGGGGUGGUUAUGCAUUUUGCUGCCCCUUUUCCCACUUGUGUUUUAUGAGACUGUUUCCUCUCUUUUAGAAACCUUGUCAGGCACAAAGUAUUGUUUUUUCCCCUUGGAGGUUUAAUAAUAUUGCAAAUAAAAAUGAAUAAAUAGCA